UUGGUAAGCUGAUGGUUUCCUUGUCGUCAAUGAUGAGGACGUAUAGCACGUACAUACUUUGAACUCUUUUAUAUUAAACAAUGGAUUCCAUUUGUCCUUUUCUAUCGUAUGAUGGACGACCCCCACCUAAAAAGAACCAACAUGGAACGAACUUGUCGGGAAAUAUGAAAAGGAGGCGAUCGAUUUUGCUCGCGUCAAUUGCGCGGUCUAUGCCAAAUACUGUAAAGAAAAUGGGUUCAUGCGCUUGCCGACGGUGCAAGCGACUGAGGAUGGCACGAAAUGGAAAGAGUAUGAUGGCGACUAUUCUCUCCCUACGAUGGAGCGGUUUAUUGCUCCAGAUAGGUUUUCGAGAAGAAAUGUGGACGGAAAAAGCAUCGAGAUAUCGACAUCGAAAAAGAUGAAGGAGAUCAUUGAGAGUAAAGAGCCCUGGUUUGUAAAGUUUUACGCGCCUUGGUGUGGACAUUGUAAGAAUUUGGCCCCUGUUUGGGAGACGAUGGCUGAAAUGUUGAAGGAUAAAGUGAAUGUCGCUGAAGUGAAUUGUGAGGACAAGAAAGCAUUAUGCUCAGAAUAUAAAGUGACAGGAUUACCUACGUUAGCCUACUUCGUUCACGGUGCAUCCAAUUUAAAGUACAAUGGCCCCCGAAAGUUGAAAGAAUUGAUGGAUUAUGCGGUUCACAUGUCGGGUUCGCCAGUGCAUCCAAUCGAUUCUGAUGAGAAGCUUACAGAUGUUUUGAAAGAAAACGAUGUCAGUCUCGUCUAUGUCCGUGAUACGGAUGAUCAUAAGAUAGACAGCUAUUUCGAAGAAACGGUUGCCCCUCAAUUUAUGGAGACAGUGCCUUUCUAUACCACGAAUAACAAAGAAACGAUUGAACGUUUUGGAUUGUCGGCCUCUUCGCUUCCAGCAGCUGUCUUGGUGAAAGAUGGUACCUAUGUUGUGUACAGCGGCAAAGACAAGCAGAGGGAUUGGCAGCAUAUGGUACAGUGGCUCGAGCAAGAGCAGCACCCCCUUAUCACUCGCGUAUUAGGGCACAAUUCGAAUCAAAUUUUGAGAUGGACGGAUGCUCUUGUUGUCUUGGGUAUGGUUGGGGCGGACGGUCGUGAUGCAGAAGCAGAAAGUAAGCUGCGUCAAAUGGCACAACUCUACAAAGAAGAAUACAGCAGCCUUGACAAGAGCACGAGCAAGCGACCUGUCCUUUUUGCUCAGAUGGACGGAAAAUUGUGGGAACACUAUAUUUCCCGUGUCUACGGUCUUCACAGCUAUCAAUUGCCUGCUCUGAUCAUUUUGGAUCCAAAGCACCAGGUGUAUUAUGAUCGACAUGCCAAUGAUGAGCCUUUUAGCUUUGUCAAAGACAGACCCGAAUCCUUACUCAAGUCGCUUCAAGCGUUGGACAGCUUGAAAGGAACGUCCAUGGCUCCCUCGAAAGUAAUGAUGAAGGUCGACAGAGUGUUGACCUAUUUCGGUGACCAUUGGAUCCUUAUGACAACUGUCUUGGUAGGUUUUUUGGGUGUUUUCUUUUACCUCAUCACCCGGGACACGGGUCAUGAAACAGAAACAGCCAAGGUAAAGAAAGUGCUAAGAGACGCCUCCGAAAGGACGGCUGCUGCUGCUGCUGCUACUGCUGCUGCUGCUGGUUCUGCUGGUUCUGCUGGUCCUGCUUCUCGUACAAUUACAACCGAUGAGCAUAAAAACAAAAAGAAUUAAAGAUAGAAAGUUGUUACUCUACCUAACAAAAAGAGUUUUGCUUCUUACUGUAUAUAAAGUCAUCAUCAUCGGUGAACCACUUUAAUAAAAAUUACAACACAUGAAUAACAAUAUCUACAAA
Mycotypha africana is the source of this 1823-nucleotide messenger RNA. RefSeq lists its product as uncharacterized. The record is from RefSeq and is a predicted model, not a curated record. Gene Ontology annotation, cellular component: endoplasmic reticulum. The transcript has 3 exons. Lineage: Eukaryota; Fungi; Mucoromycota; Mucoromycetes; Mucorales; Mycotyphaceae. Gene Ontology annotation, molecular function: protein disulfide isomerase activity. The coding region runs from base 239 to 1702 and encodes 487 amino acids.